Molecule: messenger RNA, 5945 nt
Organism: Fukomys damarensis (Damara mole-rat)
Lineage: Eukaryota; Metazoa; Chordata; Mammalia; Rodentia; Bathyergidae
Gene: Lrrc55
Product: leucine rich repeat containing 55
Exons: 3
Coding region: 1012-1881 (289 amino acids)
Cellular component (GO): voltage-gated potassium channel complex
Molecular function (GO): potassium channel activator activity; voltage-gated potassium channel activity; transmembrane transporter binding
Source: RefSeq, a predicted model, not a curated record
UCCCCGGAGUGGGGUGCUCAGGCUGAUGGGGGCGGAGCUCUGAGCCAGGAGAACGGCGCUGCCCAGGACUCAGCGGGAAGGGAGGUGCUGGGUGGCGUCAAAUCUGCCAAAAAACAACUUUGUGGUCGGAGUCAAGGGAGAGAAAGGGGGAAGGGAUGGGUGAGGGGUAGAUCCUGGCUGAGAGGGGCAGGGUGCAGGCCCUGCUUCUGCUCCUGAACGCCUUCCUGUUCACAGCGUGAAUUCCGCCCGCACCUGCUGAGCACAGAGCUGGACCUGGCCGGCUGAGGAGCACCUGAGCGACCUGCCGCCCCCAACUGGACCCCAGGACGCAUGGCUCUUCCCAGCUUUGGUGGCCCACAGAGUGGGUGUUGCUUGGGACCCUCCCGGUCCUGGGGAAGACAGAGCAGCCCGAGGGGUCCCAGCCGCCACUGAGCCUGGCAGGAGGCUCAUGGAGACCUCCCUCCUUCGGCCUCCCUCCCAGAACAGCCUCGCCACGACCUCCUGCCCCUCCUGCCCUCUGGGUCCUCGGAAGAACAGCCCUGCGACCUCGGACACUGCAGACCCACGUGCAGCCCUGGCUCCCUAAUCGGAUCCAGGCUGGGGACAAGGCUUCAGUCUCCUCGGGAGAAGCGACAGGGCCUUUAGAGGGUGCCUUUCAUCUCCCCUGUCCCCCUUGAGACAUCAAGAGGAUGCGGCCAGCAGGCGUAGGUGACAGGGGCACAGGAGAUCUGCGGAAAGCCUCCCAGGACCUGCUGGCAGCCUCUCCAGCCCCAGCCUCACCCCCCUCCUUCCUCAAGUUUUGAUCAUCCUUCAGACCCUGGGGGGCCACGGCUGCGGUCCCGGUCCCCUGGGCUCCCAAAGGCGACUUCCUGUGGCUCUCCGGAAGCCCUGGCCCUGGGAGGCCCAAGGAGAGUCUGGCACCAUGGGACCACGAGGCCCCACCUUCGGGACCGUGGCCUCUGACGCUGCUGCUGCUCCCCGGCACUGAGCUGGAUCCGCGCACUCGGCCCGAUGGGCUCCCUUCAGCUCUGCCAAUGCCAGCCGCCCAGGAUGAGUGAGGCCUGGGCUCGGCUUCCCUGGCCCGGAGGUGCCGGCUGCCCAGUCCUGUGCACCUGCCAUGACCAGGUGGUGGACUGCAGCGGCCAGCGGCUGUUCUCAGUGCCCCCCGACCUGCCCAUGGACACGCGCAACCUCAGCCUGGCCCACAACCGCAUCGCCGCCGUGCCGCCCGGCUACCUCACCUGCUACAUGGAGCUCCGCGUGCUGGACCUGCGCAACAACUCCCUGCUGGAGCUGCCCUCGGGCCUCUUCCUCCACGCCAAGCGCCUGGCGCACCUAGAUCUCAGCUACAACAACCUGAGCCACGUGCCGGCCGACAUGUUCCGGGCGGCCCACGGGCUCGUGCACAUAGACCUGAGCCACAACCCCGGGCUGCGCAGGGUGCACCCCCAGGCCUUCCAGGGCCUGGUGCAGCUCCGGGACCUGGACCUCAGCUACGGGGGCCUGGCUUUCCUCAGCCUCGAGGCGCUCGAGGGCCUGCCAGGCCUGGUGACCCUGCAAAUCGGGGGCAACCCCUGGGUGUGCGGCUGCACCAUGGAGCCCCUGCUCAAGUGGCUUCGGAACCGGAUCCAGCGCUGCACAGCGGACUCCCAGCUGGCUGAGUGCAGGGGGCCCCCCGAAGUCGAGGGUGCGCCCCUCUUCUCCCUCACAGAGGAGAGCUUCAAGGCCUGCCACCUGACGCUGACGCUGGACGAUUACCUCUUUAUCGCGUUCGUGGGCUUCGUGGUCUCCAUUGCGUCUGUGGCCACCAACUUCCUGCUGGGCAUCACUGCCAACUGCUGUCACCGCUGGAGCAAGGCCAGCGAGGACGAAGAGAUCUGACGGAGGUUCCAAGGGUGCCCCGGCCGCCUCCGUGGUGGUUCAAGCACAGUCAGGACCUCAGGUGGUACGAGCACCCUUUGCUGGGUGGGACCCUGGACUGGGAAUAAGAGGUCCACCCAGUCCUGCCUCCGGGCGCCGCCUGGUAGAGGAGAGAGCUGAGAUUGUCCCUCGGUGGCCACACAUCCGUACUCCGAGCACCAAGUUACAGCAGCCCGGGGCAGGGCCCACGCCUGGGCCUCACGGAGUCCAAGAAGAACAGGCGUGGACUGACAGGCGUGGGCUUUGUCAUCUGCUUUGCCACCGUGCACCCUGGGGGCGGCAAGGCCUCCACACUGGCCCCUCCGUCUCCUGCAGGCAGCCGCGGCCAGGCGAGACCCCUCCUGGAGAGGGCCCCAUGCCACCUCUCAGCCUCCCAGCCUGGCCCUGCCACUCACCCUGGCCUUGGGGUCUCUCCAGGGAGCUGGCCAGGGCCCGCAGACCCACGGCAUGACACCCCCAGGGCUGGAGUGCGACGGCGCCCCUCCCCCACUCACCUCCUGCCUCACAGCCACGGAGGGCCAGGCGCAGACCGGUGGGGUCACUGCUGCUUUAGAAUUCGAGAAAGUCUGAUGCUUCUGCUGCCCCUCCCGCACUGGGGACCACCCCACACCCCCUAAAGCUACAUAAAUUCAAAUCCCAGUAGUGCGCAUGAUGCCAGCUCGGGCCAGGCACAGCUCUGGGCAGUUUUACAGCCAUUAACUCAAUCCCAUCAGUUCUUACAACAUGGGGUGCCCUGACCCCCACUUUGCUGAUGACUCGGGGGUAGGGAGCCGAGGACCGUAGCCCCGCUCAUCUGGGUGACCCCUCAAAGCAAGGAGCAGGCGUCUACAUUCAGAGAAGCGGCAGCGAGUCAGUCAGCAAACCGAGCGCCCGUGCAGGGCAGUUAGUGUCGCGGUCCUCAUCAUCUUCGCGGCCAGCAUCACCUCCCCUGGUCACGCAGCCUGGGCCGUCCAGGAAGGGCCUUCAGGUCCCUCUGCUCGACUUUGCACCACCCCUUGGGAGGCCAAGGGGACCCCCAGGGACCUCAGUGCGCCUCACCUACUCAACUCGGGCGGUGCUCUUCCUGGCGCCAUUCUGGGGACUGGAGGAAGAGGCCCCGGAGGGCUGAGCUGUGGGACUCGGGUGAAUCCGCCAGUGAUGAGAGGAAAAGGCCAUGGGCUCGGAGCUUGCCGUGGGAUGAGCUGAGGCCCCGGAAACAGGCGGCACAGGGGACACCCGGACAGGUGAGACCCUCUUCGUGACGUGUGACGGGGCCAUGUGGCCAGUGUUUAAACCUUCAACCUAUUACAGUAAAAGACACACGACCACGGGUCCCCUGGAGACCCUGCCCCUCACUGCAGACACUCAUUUCGCGUCCCAGACGCUUCCUGCCACAGCUCUGGAGCCCUCUUUCCUGAGUGUCUCUAGUUAUUCUGUCCUGGCUGCCUCCACGUCCAGAAUCUCCUGAAAAGCACCUCCCUUUCUGGGUCAGUUGGGUUGUGGGGAAGAGCCAGAAGUCAGCGCCAGGCGCCACGAGCAGGGGGCUGUGGGCACCGUGUCUUGAUUUUAGGAGCUGCCUUCCCUGGACAGCAGCCCUUGGGGUUCUGCGUCAUACAGACCCUCCUGAAGGGGCAGGGUAGACGCUGAGACACAGCCCCGUGUGUCAGCAAGGUUGGCCAGAGUGAGGAGGAAAGCAGCAGCCUUCCUUCUCACCCUGAGCCCCCAAAGGUUCCAUAGUCCUGUCCUCCCACAGGGCAAAAACGAAUGAAGGAGGAGGUGUCAUCUUCAGAGAAGUCUCCCAGCCACCGUCCACCUUGAGCUGGUCGACUAAAAACAUCCCCAGAAACUCCAACCUUGAACUCCCCUGAACUGCGGUCCAAGCUCUGCCCCUCUGCAUCCUCGGAAGACCUGUGCCCUGCUGUGUCUUCCCACUCUGGCCAAGAAGGGCUCGAGCUCUUCUCCACCCGUUGGGGCUGGAGCCUGUGGCAUUUGGACAGGAACUUUGCAAAUAAUAGUUCAGACAAAACAGUUAAGUUUCCGCUGGAGGAGUGCCGUGUUCAGCUUAAUACUUUCCCAGGGAUUGUUGUUUUGCUGAAAUGCACUUGAUACAUUUUAAGACAUGCACUUGUUUUCCCCUCCUUUUUUGCAUAAAGCUAGAAGCAGACAAGGUAGCAAAUGCCCUUGAGAUCAAAAGUCCUUUCUGGGCUGUGGGUUUAGCUCAGUGGUUCCACCGCAUGUCUCGCAAGGGCAAGGAACCAAGUUCAAUCCCCGGCACCAAAAAAAAAGUUAUUUCUGGGGCGGCAGGAUUUUCUCUCCACUAAGGGCAAAGGUUUCUGAGAGGGUGUAUGCUUCUCUGGCUGCUAGAAAAUCCCUGGUUAACUAAAGCACAGUUAGGGGAAUAUUAAACCUUGCUACCACCACCAUCGUCUUCUUUAGUCUGUCAGACUGAGCUUCUAGAACAACCCAGCCCUCCUGAUGAGCACAAAAGCCAUUAUGGUGUCUCCCCAGGGCUUUACCGUGCCCACUCGCCUGGCUGACGUGUGGGCUGGGUAUCUGUGUGUCCGAAUGUCUGUCUGUGACAUUCCAUUGUCGUUGGUUAUCUGCUGCCUUGGGGAAGAUCCCUCUGGAAUCUGUGUCCGUCUCUCUGACGCAGUCCACACAGCUGUGACGUGCAAAGAGAGAAGCCUGCCCCGUCUGCAGUGGUCUGGCUGCUCAGAAAGUAGAAAGAGAAAAAUUCUGCAGCACAAGUGUCCUCGUGAGGACCUGCCUCCUCCCUGCCUCCCUCCGUCCUCCUCUACCCCUUGGAGACUUGUCCUCAUCUCAGAAGUUUCCUUCAUGCACUCCCGAGGGGAUGGAACCUAACAAGCUGUCAGGGCUGUGAUGGUCAAGGUCUGACCCAAGAAACGGCUCUUCAGAAAGAGCCCCGCCACACUGCGGGGCCCCGGACAAGUUGCCUCCAGUCACCCUCAAGCAAACUCUCGUCUUCUUCCACUCUUGCAGGAUUCCCAGGGAACCUUGCAGAAACGGUUCCCCUGAGAUACUGCGGAGUCCCACAGCCCCUUUCGAGGAGUUAGACGUACAGGAUUUCGACAAAGCAAGACAGGCUGUUUACUCCACCCAUCAGAGAGCCACCACGGCCCCCGUGUCUCUCUCUCAACCUUCCAGUCCAGUGGUAGACAAGCAUUGCGAGCUACUUUUGUUCAUUCCUCCAAAGGACACCUUCCGAAGCUAGGGAAGUUUGUCCAUUCUCCCCCGUCCCAGAAGAAGGCAAGGGGGAAGCCAGGGAGGCAAGUCGCGAGGUCCUUUCGUAAACCACCGCCAUGUUUGCCAGAGCAGCGGUGGGAGAGCUGGACCCAAAGAGCUCUUGGUUUUUCUAAGCACUGCCCUGCCAAGGGCUGCUAUCUGGCCGUGGGAGGGGUGGGAAGGGUUAGGGGCUCGAGGGAAGACAUCGACCUUUGUAUGGAGCUGAUUUUAUAACCAUGCACUUUUGUAACUGUGAAGAAUUUUUCAUAAAUGUACAUUAAUAAUAAAGUGUAUAGUUUAACAAAUUUUCUUAAGAGUUGUGAAGAGGAGGCAGAGAGGGAGGCAGAGAAAGAGAGACAGAAAGGAACUAGGCGGAACCAGAAGACUGUGUGCCAAAAUAUACACACAAAAGGUCCAUGGGGAGGGAGAAGAUGGGAAUAAUUAGGAGAUGUGCCAGCCUUGAGGGGUUUGCGUGGGAGUAGAAGAAGCCUUUUUCAUCAUCGGAGAAGCCUUCUACCAGGCAGAAAAGAAUGUGCAUGUGUCUGCAUGCACAUGCCCCUGUGUGUAGGCAUAUUUUGGUAUCUGAAAUUACACAAGGAACAGAACAUAUGUUUUAUACAUGUUGGUGUUUGCAGUUUGGGUCAUUCAUAAAACAUGCCAAGGCAAGUGGGUAUGCCUGCCUAAUUAGCGUCCUCGGGGAUAAGUGGCAGAGACAUGGUCCAAGCCAGCAGCGUAGGCAAAUGGACAUUAGUUGGGGUGGACAGGUAAACCAGAUGUCUAAAUGAAUGGUGUGGGGGGCGGAC